CUAGCCGAUCAGCUGACUGCUAACCUAUUAAAACAAGUGGAGGCAACAAUGAGGAAAAAUAAAGGGAAAACCAAUGCAACUGAAAAGGAGUUUGUGUUUGAGUUCAAGGCAGGAAAAAAUCACUGUGUCCUCAGAGUACCACUUCAGUUCCCCCUUUGCGAAAAUGUCAGUGACCUUCAUGGGCGGAUCAUGCUGCUUCAUAAAAUCCCCUGUUUUGUAGAAAAUGAGUUGAAAAAAAGACUUGUCAGUUUCACCGAAAGGGAAACGUUAGAAGACUAUGACAGAGAGGCAGAGGCAGCCCUGCAGAGGCUCACUAUUGGAGAGGUCGAUAUCAACAAACUGACAAAUUCCUGGGCUAAGGUGUAUUCUGAGACUACAUUGGAACAUGCCCGUCCGGAGGAACACAGUUGGGAUGAGGAUUUUGCGAGUGUAUACCAUGAGCUGAUCCACUCUCCAGCCUCAGAGACCCUACUCAACCUGGAGCACAGUUAUUUUGUCAGUGUUUCUGAGCUUAUCAGCGAGCGAGACAUGGAACUCAAGAAAUUACAGGAGAGACAGGCUGCAGAGAUGAAUAAAGUCAUGCAGGAGCUAGGGAAGACUUUAUGUGACCAGGAUGUAAAUAAUGUGGCUGCCCAACACUUUGAUGCACAGCAGGUGCUGGAGAACAAGUGGGCCAGUGAACUGAAGCAAGUCACAGGUAUCCAGAAACAAGAGUAUCAGGAGUGGGUGAUGAAGCUUCAUCGGGACCUACAGAACCCCAACAACAGCACUAUCAACGAGGAGAUCAAGGUGCAGCCCGGUCAGCUGGGGGAGGCCGGGGAGGCGGGGGAUCGGCUCUUCGAGGUUCAGCGACAGCUGGAGGAGAGCUUCACCAUCCACUUAGGGGCUCAGCUGAAGACCAUGCACAACCUGCGGCUGGUUCGAUCCGACGUGCUGGGCUUCUGUAAGCACCAUCGUCACAGCAGCAGUGGGGUGAAGUUGCGACGACUGCAGACCGCCCUCUCGCUGUACUCCACCUCUCUCUGCGGCUUAGUGCUGCUGGUCGACAACAGAGUCAACUCGUACAGCGGCAUUAAGAGAGACUUUGCCACAGUGUCCCAAGAAUGCACAGACUUCCACUUCCCCAGAGUGGAUGAGCAGCUUGAAAUUGUCCAGCAGGUGGUGCUGUAUGCACGAGCGCAGCGCAGCAGCAAGCAGAAAGAGCAGCCUGUGAUGCCAAGAAAUGGAGGUAGCGAGGACAAAAAUAAGAUAACAGACAGAAAUUCUUCCAAUAUCCUCCCAGGUGAAUUCUACAUCACUCGCCACUCAAACUUGUCUGAGGUUCAUAUUGUUUUCCACCUCUGUGUGGAUGAUAAUGUGCGCUCUGGAAACAUCACAGCCCGGGAUCCAGCCAUCAUGGGCCUGAGGAACAUCCUGAAGGUCUGCUGCACCCAUGACAUCACCACUAUUACCAUCCCACUGCUGCUGGUGCAUGACAUGUCUGAGGAGAUGACUAUUCCCUGGUGUCUGAAACGAGCAGAGCUGGUCUUCAAGUGUGUGAAAGGUUUUAUGAUGGAAAUGGCCUCCUGGGAUGGAGGAAUCUCACGGACUGUCCAGUUCCUUGUUCCACAGAGUAUCUCAGAGGAGAUGUUCUACCAACUGAGCAACAUGCUGCCUCAGAUCUUCAGAGUCUCCUCAACGCUCACGUUAACAUCAAAACGCUGACAGAGCCAUACAUGCACAGGAACAUUGCCCCGAAGCAACCCUUGAACUCGCAACACUUCAGCUGCCAAUAUGGAGAACAUCAUGUCACUUUUGACUCUUACACUGAAAAAAUUACAUGUGGCUCCAUUUGGGUUUCCUCAGGUUACCACAAAGGCAGGAUCCUUCAGAAAACCUCUAGCCAUCCUUUCUAAAGGGGCAUUUGUAUGAGGUGCUUACAAAAUGGAACCUAUAGAUUCCUACAAGAGCUUUGUAGUAACCCCAUUAUAAAGGGAAGGCACUUGAGAAAUAUACACUCACCAAGCUUUUUAUUAGGAACACCUGUACACCAACUUAUUAAUGUGAUUAUCUAAUCAGCCAAUUGUGUGGCAGCAGUGCAAUGCAUAAAAUCAUGCAGAUAACGGUCAGGAGCUUCAGUUAAUAUUCACAUCAACCAUCAAAAUGGGGAAAAAUGUGAUCUCAGGGAUUUUGACUGUGGCAUGAUUUUUGGUGCCAGACGGGCUGGUAUUUCUGUAACUGCUGAUCUCCUGGGAUUUUCACACACAACAGUCUUUAGAGUUUACUCAGAAUGGUUCCAGAAACACAAAAUAUCCAGUGAGCGGCAGUUUUCUAGACGGAAAUGCCUUGUUGAUGAGAGAGGUCAAUGGAGAAUGGCCAGACUGGUUCGAGCUGACAGAAAGGCUACUGUAACUAUACAAUUGUUGUGAGCAGAAUAGCAUCUCAGAAUGCACAACAUGUCAAACCUUGAGGCGGAUGGGCUACAACAGCAGAAGACCAUGUUGGGCACUUUAUUAGGACCAUAGUGUUCCUAAUAAAGUGCUUGGUGAGUGUAUAUUGAAGAACGGGUACCUAAAUGUUCUCCGGAGGGUUUCACCAGUUUGGCAAUCUGAGGAACUCCAAAUGGAACUCCAAAUUUUCAGAUAUUACAAUGAAAAAAUACAAACCGUAAGCUGUUUUGAUAUGCACUGUCAUGUUGUUUAUACAAGCCUGUCACAAGAGACCUAGCACCAUGUCCUGAUUAUUUCAAUCAUGAAUUUUCACUAAAAUUCAUAGUUUUGUACAUUCCAAAUCAGAAAUGGCAUUAUAUAUCAGAAGGGAGUGUGUUCAGAGUUUUUGCUCUUUUUCAACUGUGAUACUGUGGUAUUCAUCUAAUGCUGCAUGGGAAAUAGGUAAUGCCAAGACAAGCUGUGUGUUUGUGCUGCAUUGCAGACAACCACCUUUGGCCCCUUGUGUCAUCUUUACUCCCACAAACACCAGAUGGCGCUGUUUUGAAGUGCAUAUCCAGUAGCUUAUUAGAGAAAGUUUGAGGUAACCAAAGCUGCUGAUUCCACAUGUCAAAUGAAACCAACCGUCUCGGGCAUCAUAAGUGAUUUACCAUGUGUUUUUUUAUUAGGUGCCAAUUGUAAGCCCUGGCACGUAUGCAGCUAUAUUUGAAGUGUGUAAUCGUCAAAAAGGGGGGCAUUACUUUUGUUUCUUGAAGCUUGAAAGCAGUUUCAACUGUUUUUUGUUUUUUUAACAAAAGUUUACCUCAUUUAUCUUUUAUUUCUAGAAGCAGCACACUGAAAAGUUAUCUAUAUAGUGUCAGUCAGGAAAAUGGGGAAUUGAUAUCCAGUUGGUUUGUAAUAUAUAUACAUAUACAUACAGUACUGUGCAAAAGUUUUAGGCACUUGUGAAAAAUUUUGCAUAGUAAGGAUGUCUUCAAAAAUAAUGACAUAAAUAGUUUUCAUUUAUUACUUAAUGUCAUACAAAGUCCAGUAAACAUAAAAAAGCUAAAUCAAUAUUUGGUGUGACCACCUUUGCCUUUAAAACAGCACCAAUUCUCCUCGGUACACCUGGACACAGUUUUUCUUGGUUGUUGGCAGAUAGGAUGUUCCAAGCUUCUUGGAGAAUUCACCAUAGUUCUUCAAUCUAUUUUGGCUGUCUCAAUUGCUUCUGUCUCUUCAUGUAAUCUCAGAAUGACUCGAUGUUCAGUGGGGGGCUUUGUGGGGGCCAUGACAUCUGUUGCAGGGCUCCCUGUUCUUCUAUUCUAAUCUUUAUAUUUGCAAAAGUAAUGUUUGGGAGUCUAAAAUAUAUUUUUCCUAUUGACACACUAAAGCUGAAGAUAUAAAUAAUCAUCUUAAGACAAAUGCUUUUGUGAAACAUCUUAAGUGCCUAAAACUUUUGCACAGCACUGUAUAUAUUGGUAAUGCUUUAAAGAAAAUCUGCAUGUUAACUACUUUCUAGUAAGUCUUUUAUGGGAUUCAUCCUAAUGAGGAUAUUACCAUACAAAGUUGCAAAGUAGGCCUAAUCUGAGGGUUAACGAAUUUACAUCAGUAUUAGCCUUUUGUUUGAGACCACUGACAUGGUAAUCACCAGUGUUCGGUGCUAAAUGUCAAUGCCUUGUAAAUACAGUGCACUCCAUCAAUUCAA
Molecule: messenger RNA, 4110 nt
Organism: Myxocyprinus asiaticus (Chinese sucker)
Lineage: Eukaryota; Metazoa; Chordata; Actinopteri; Cypriniformes; Catostomidae
Product: protein C12orf4 homolog
Exons: 14
Coding region: 49-1704 (551 amino acids)
Biological process (GO): regulation of mast cell degranulation
Cellular component (GO): cytoplasm
Source: RefSeq, a predicted model, not a curated record